Molecule: messenger RNA, 2010 nt
Organism: Dictyostelium discoideum AX4
Lineage: Eukaryota; Evosea; Eumycetozoa; Dictyosteliales; Dictyosteliaceae
Exons: 3
Coding region: 1-2010 (669 amino acids)
Molecular function (GO): protein serine/threonine kinase activity; protein kinase activity; protein serine kinase activity
Source: RefSeq, a predicted model, not a curated record
AUGAGUAAUCAAAGAGUUUUAUAUUGGCCAGAGACCUAUAAUAAUAUAAAAGAACUUGGUAGAGGUGUUAGUGGUGUUGUUUAUAAAGCAUCACAUAAGAAAACAGGUCAAAUUGUAGCUAUAAAAUUAGUUGAUAUGAAACAAAGUAAAAUUUCAACAGAACAAAUUCAAGGUGAAAUUAGAGCAUUAUUAACAUUAAAUCCAGAGAAUGAAAGAACACAUAUAAAUAUUAUAAAAUUAAUUCAAUGUUUUAUACAUAAAACUACAGCAAUUUUUAUAUUAGAAUAUGUUGAUGGUGGAACAUUAGAAGAUUUUAUGUAUAGUUUUGAAAGAGGUAUGCCAUUAUCAUUAAUAAGUCAUUGUUUAUAUCAAUCAGUGAAUGCAAUUGAAUAUAUGAAUUCAAAGAAAUGUUCACAUCGUGAUAUUAAACCGGCAAAUAUAUUAAUGUUAAGAAAUCGUAAACCAAAAUUAAAACAGCAGAGUGAACAACAACAACAAGAGGAUGGUGGAUAUAUUAGAUAUAGUGGACAAUUUCAAUUGGAACCAUCAUCACAAGAGAAUAAUAAUUAUCAAUUUGAUCCAGACGAAUUACCAAUUCUUAAAGUUACAGAUUAUGGGUACGCAUCGAUUAGUGGUAAUGAUAGUGCAGAGAUUCAUUCGACAUUGGCAGGCUCACCACUUUAUAUGGCACCAGAGAUUAUACAUAUUAUAUUAUCACCCUUUUUAGAGCCUGGUACUGGUAAACUAUCAGCUGACAGUUCCGAAGGUUACAAUCCUUUGUUAGUCGAUGUUUGGGCAAUUGGUGCAGUAGCAUUCAGAUUAAUAACGGGUGAUGAUUUAAUUAGUGUAAUCUUUCCAAAUUUAAAUCAAACUACUGUUUUAGCUGCUUUGGUUAAUUUAGCGAAAAUGAUCGAUAAUGGUGAUUUCCAAAAGGGUUUAGAUAGUAUACCCAAUGAAAUUCGUAAAUAUGGUCUUGUUGAUCCUGAUAUUGAAUUGGGUAUUUCUUUUAUCACAUCUUUACUUCAAUUAGAUCCAAAGAAAAGAUUGCCAUUAAAAGAAACUUUAAAUCAUCCUUUCCUUGCAAAAGGUAAAUUAUCUUUUACUCAAACUUUAAACCAACAUUAUAAAGAUAAUAAAGAUGUUUUAGGUUCAAUUGUACCUUCAGAUAUUUCAAAUUUUUUAAAUCAAAAUCAACAACAACAACAACAACAACAAAAAUCAUUUUCAACUUCAUCAUUACCACAAGUUAAUCAUAAUAAUGAUACUAAUAAUAAUAAUAAUAAUAAUAAUAAUAAUAAUAAUAAUAAUAAUAAUAAUAAUAAUAAUAAUAAUAAUAAUAAUAAUAAUAAUGAAAAAGAUAAAGAUAAUCAAUCAAAUAAUUCAUCAUCAUCUUCUUCAUCAUCAUCACCACCAUCACCAACAAUUUCAAAAUCAUCACCAUCAUCAUUAUCAUCAUCAUUAUCACCAUCAUCAUCAACUGAUGAUUUACCAAAAGCAAUGAAAUGGUCAUCAUCAGUUAAACCACCUAAGAAAUCAAAUUUUGCUCCAACCUUUUUAUCACAUCAAAGAAGUGAUAAGAUAACCUUAUUUCCAAAACUUUUACCACCACCAACUAAAGAUGCACCACCAUUAGAAACAAUGAAUUGGAGAAGUCCACCAGUUGAAGUUGGUGAUAGUAUCACUUGGACAACAUUAACACAAGAUGCUAUAUUUCAAGUUCAAUUUAGUGUUUUAACUUCAUUCCUAAAGGUAAUCUCUGCUUCAAAUUCUUAUCAAUUCCGUAUUAUCACCUCUUUAACAAAGGUACCAUUAGAAAUCGCUGUUUCAAAUCAUAAAGAUACUAUCCUUUAUAUGUAUAAUAUUGUAAAAUCAGUUAUUGCACCUCAAUUAAUUUCACUUUCCAAUGCUUUCGAUGAAAAUUCAAUUCGUUCUGUAUUAGCUGCUAUCCUUUAUCAAAUUGGUACUGAAACUGAACAAGCUGAAAUUGCAAAUUGUUGGACUUUAGUUUAA